CUCCUUCUCCUUCUCCUCCCCUUCCCCCCCCCCCGCCGCUGCUGCUGCUCCGCAAUCGGGGAUAAAUCAGGGAAGCGGACACACGCACGGAGUGAGCAGGGAUCCGUUACAAAAGUAGCGCUGAUGGCGGCGGAUCGGAUGAAGCUGGAGCUGCUGCCGGAGUAACAGAGCGGAGUGCCUCUCUCGCUCUCUCCUCUCUUCCCCCUCUCCACCCACCGAUCUCCAUCGUUUCUCCUCCUCCUCCCCACCCUCGGCCGCGCUCUCUGCACAUCGCUGGGCUGUGCCAGGGGGCGGGCGGGGGCAGCGGAGGAGCCUUUAAAAACCGGCGGCCCCCCCACACCCGGCACGCACAAUAAUUGAAUUUAUUAUUACCGUCUCGCCGACUUGGGGGGAAAAAAAAGAGGGAUCGAUCUUCGAUCAGGAAGAUGGCUGCUGGCUGGCUGCUGGUCUUUAGCCUGACACUUUUCCAGUCCCUGGUGAUGAACCACUCCUCGGAGGGCCCGUUCCCUUCGCCCACCACGAUAAAAUCAUGGGUAGAUAAGAUGCAAGAAGACCUCAUAACAUUGGCACGAACUGCAAGUGGAGUGGAACAGCUUGCUGCGAUAUAUUUGAAAAACAAAGAUUUGUAUACUGUGGAAGCCAACAAUCCUCGUCAGCUAGUGGAAAUUGCAGCCAGAGACAUUGAAAAACUGCUGAGCAACAGAUCUAAGGCUUUGGUGCGCCUCGCUAAAGAAGCAGAGAAGUACCAAGCAUCACAUCAGUGGAGGGAUGAGUUUGGGAAUAAUGAUAUAAUCUAUUACAAUGCAAAAGAUGAUCAGAAUGAUCCUGAAAAGAAUGACACUGAAUCUGGCAGCCAGAGAAUCAGACCAGUAUUUGAAGAAGAUCCUGUUUUCCGACGGCAAACGUCUUACCAACAUGCAGCAGUUCACAUACCAACAGAUAUUUAUGAAGGCUCAACAAUAGUGUUAAAUGAACUCAAUUGGACUGCAGCAUUGGAUGAUGUAUUCAAGCGGAACAGAGAAGAAGACCCUACUUUGUUAUGGCAAGUUUUUGGUAGUGCAACUGGCCUCGCUAGGUAUUACCCAGCUUCCCCGUGGGUAGAUAAUAGUCGAACUCCAAACAAAAUAGAUCUAUAUGAUGUUCGCAGAAGACCAUGGUAUAUCCAAGGAGCUGCAUCUCCCAAAGACAUGCUUAUUUUAGUUGACGCGAGCGGGAGUGUCAGUGGAUUGACGCUGAAGCUGAUCCGCACGUCAGUCAUUGAGAUGUUAGAGACCUUGUCUGAUGAUGACUUUGUGAAUGUAGUUUCAUUUAACAAUAAUGCUCAGAAUGUCAGUUGCUUUAAUCAUCUUGUCCAAGCUAAUGUGAGGAACAAGAAGAAGCUGAAGGAAGCUGUGGAUAAAAUCUCUGCUAAAGGAAUUACUGAUUACAAAAAAGGCUUUAGCUACGCUUUUGAACAGCUGCUGAAUCACAGUGUUUCUAGAGCUAACUGCAAUAAGAUUAUAAUGUUGUUUACGGAUGGCGGUGAAGAAAGAGCGCAAGAAAUAUUCCAUAAAUAUAAUGAAGACAAAAAAGUACGUGUGUUCACAUUUUCUGUUGGUCAACAUAAUUAUGACAAAGGACCUAUUCAGUGGAUGGCCUGUGAAAAUAAAGGCUAUUAUUAUGAAAUUCCAUCCAUUGGAGCCAUAAGAAUAAACACCCAGGAAUAUCUGGAUGUUUUGGGAAGGCCAAUGGUGUUAGCUGGAGAAAAAGCCAAACAGGUCCAAUGGACAAAUGUCUAUCUGGAUGCUCUGGAGCUGGGACUUGUGAUUACAGGAACUCUGCCUGUCUUCAAUCUAACAAAAGAACAAAAUGGAAAAAUAAACCAGUUGAUUCUUGGAGUAAUGGGGGUUGAUGUCUCUCUGGAAGACAUAAAAAAGCUGACACCUCGAUUUACGCUUUGUCCAAAUGGAUACUACUUUGCAAUUGAUCCUAAUGGGUACGUGCUACUUCAUCCAAAUCUUCAACCAAAGGAGCCAGUAACACUGGAUUUUCUAGAUGCUGAACUGGAAAAUGAUAUUAAAGUUGAGAUUCGAAAAAAAAUGAUAGACGGAGAAAGUGGAGAAAAAACAUUUGAAACUCUGGUCAAGUCCCAGGAUGAGAGAUACAUUGAUAAAGGAAAUCGAACAUAUACAUGGACGGCUGUGAAUGGCACUGAUUACAGUUUGGCAUUGGUGUUACCAUCAUACAGCUUUUAUUAUAUCAAAGCUAAAAUAGAAGAACCAAUAACUCAAGCCAGAUAUUCAGAAACACUGAAGCUUGAUCAUUUUGAUGAAGCUGGCUAUACGUUUAUAGCACCAAGAGAAUAUUGUACUGAUGUAAAGAAAUCGGAAAACAACACUGAAUUUUUAUUAAAUUUCAAUGAGUUUAUUGAUAGAAAUACUCCAAGCAGUCCAUCAUGUAAUACUGAUAUGGUCAUUAGAGUUCUGCUGGAUGCAGGAUUUACAAAUGAACUUGCCCAGAAUUAUUGGAGUAAACUGUAUCUUGAUGGAGUUGUUGCGCAGUUUGUUGUUACGGAUGGUGGAAUUACCAGAGUGUUCCCCAAAAGGGCAGGAGAAGAUUGGUUGGAGAAUGCAGAAACUUAUGAAGUCAGUUUCUAUAAACGAAGUUUAGAUAAUGACAACUAUAUUUUCACAGCUCCAUACUACAACAAAACCGGUGCCAAUAGCUAUGAAUCAGGUAUUAUGGUAAGCAAGGCAGUGGAAAUAACAAUUAAUGGAAAACUUCUGAAACCUGCAGUUGUUGGAAUAAAAAUUGAUGUAACCAGAUGGAUGGAAAAUUUCACAAAAACCACAAUCAAGAGCCUGUGCAACAGUGAAAUCUGUGGCUGUGAAAAAAAUAGUAUGCAUGUGGACUGUGUUAUCCUUGAUGAUGGUGGAUUUCUUCUGAUGUCAAAUCGGGAUGAAUAUACCCAACAGAUUGGAAGAUUCUUUGGUGAAAUUGACCCGGGCUUGAUGAGAAACUUAAUUAACAUGUCCCUGUAUGCCUUUAACAAGUCGUAUGACUAUCAGUCAGUCUGUGAUCCUGAAGAAGAACCAAAGCAAGGAGCUGGACUUCGUUCGGCUUAUGUGCCUACAAUAGCAGAUAUUUUGCAUCUAGGAUGGUGGGCUUCGGCAGCUGCCUGGUCUAUCUUACAGCAGCUGUUUUUGAGCUUGACUUUCCCACGUUUCCUUGAGGCAGCUGAUAUGGAAGACGAUGAUUUUUCUACUGCUCUGCCUAAAACAAGUUGUAUCACUGAGCAAACUCAGUAUUUCUUUGAAAAUGAUGAUAAAUCUUUUAUUGGGAUUGUAGACUGCAUCAACUGUUCAAGACUUUAUCAUGCAGAGAAGAUUUCAAACACCAAUCUAGUAUUCAUUAUUAGUGACAGCCAACUGCUGUGCCGCUCCUGUGAUCCAAAGCCACUGAUGCAAGCAGAAAAGCCGGAUGAAGGGCCAAAUCCUUGUGAAAUGGUCAAACAGCCCAGAUACAGAAAAGGUCCUGAUGUCUGUUUUGAUGAAGCCAAACAGGAAGAUUCGGCUGACUGUGGUGGUGCCUCUGGUCUGAGUCCAUCACUGUGGUCUAUGGUAGGAAUUCAAUUGGUCCUGCUUUGGCUCUUAUCUGGCAGCAGACACUACCAGUUAUGACCUUGCUAAAACAAAACCUGCAUAACUUAAUCAAGAUUCGGCCAAAUGAUAGCCUCAGUUCCAUUUUAAUAAGGGUCAGCUAUUCAGACAGAAGCAGAACAGCAAUGUUCAUGUCUGUUUAUCAUGCGUUGUGAGAUUCAUAAAGGCACUCAAAAUGGCUGCAUAUUGGAGUGUCAAUCCUUAACGUAUGCGAAUGCUGCAUCAUCUCUGCCACCCGAACAGAAUUCCAUACAUGCUUCAUUGGGGAAUCUAAGAUUUUUUUCAUUCUUUUGUUGUUGUAAUCUUGAUGACUUCAUGUAAAAGGGCUCCCCUGACCAUAGCUUAUGUAUAUGAUUUUCAUUUAUUUUAAGCUUUGGAUUUCUUGAAGAUUUAUAUUCUUUUACAUGAACAUUUAUUUAUGAAAGAAAAAAAGAAAAAAAAGAGAGUAUACUCCCCAGUAUACAUUGCUAGCACCACAAUGGCUGCUUUGAACAACAAGUUCAUCCAAACUGUUUGAGUGAAAUGAAAAUGUUGGCUAGCCUUCAUCAGAAGCUCAGUGUGAUUGAAAUGCUUUUGAGUGGUUUAUUCUUCCUAAGUUAAUCAGAACAGGUAGCUGGCAAUAUUUAGGUGGGCUCAUAAUUUGUUAAUUUAGAGAAAAGAAUGGAAAAAGGAGGAAAUUACUAUUUUUAAAAAUAUAAAGAUGCUUGAGAGUGUAAUUUAAAAACAAUUUUUUUAAUCUUGGUGUCAUCUUUUAUCAGAAGAAUAAUAAUUUCUAUUUACUAUUCACCUCCUUUUCACAAUGACAGAUAUACAUAUAAGGUAGUCAAGUCCUUCAAAGAUUGAAAAAAAGACUUGUGAAUACUAACAAAAAAAAAAGUACAUGUGAUAUUUGAAUGUUGGUUUCCAAGGGUAUUUUGCAUGAUGAUGAUGAUUCUGCAUUUUUAAGUUAGUUUUCUUUGAUGGUAGAGUGUAGUCCAUUGCAAAGGUAACUGAAUGGUUCUUUUAUUGUGUGAGAAACUGAACAUUGCAAUGUGUUGCAAUCAAUUCAUAUUAAAUUAUAUUAUGAAAUAGAGCUCUGAAUAUACUGUGCAAUGAAAAGCUGAGAAAAUAGGGUAAAUUUAGCUAUCAUAAUGAAAAGGUUGAGUUGGAUUUUUUUACAUAAUAGUGAUCUCACAUUAAAACCUGUGUACAGAUAUUUUAAGUAUAUAAAAAAAUCAGAUUUUGCAUAUUUAUUUUUGAAAGUAUAUGUUCACUAAGGUUCAUAUCAGGUUCCUCCUUUGUUUGCUUUAAAAUUCAUCCAGACUAUUAAAAUUAUACUGUUGCUAUUUGUUAUUGAAAAUAACAAAAUUAACAGCAAAAUUACCUGGUUUCUGAGAUUGGGAAAAAUCUAAACAAAUGGGGAGCCUUGAAUCUGUAUGUAUGCACAUUGAUACUUGAUUGUGAAUAAUAAUUUUAGAAGUUGUUUUUAUACAACCUCAUUUGUGAUACAGAUUGGUGCAGUAAAUUGCAAUAUUACAGUGUAUCAUAGUGUUGAUGCAAAAUAUGGUUUGUGCUUUUUUCUAGUUUUCAGAACUAAACAGUAUUGCAAGACAGCUAAGCCAAUGAAUGUGCAACUCUGCUGAUAUUGUAUAAUUCUGCUAAAAACUGCAAUAUGCAAAUAUUAACAUGGCACAAUAUACUAGCUCUUUAAAAACUUAAGAAAAUUCAAAGCAUUGGUAUGUGUUUGCUGGCAAUUGAUUGAUAUAAUUUUGAUCAUGUCAAAAGCUUAAAGAAACAAUUGGGCAUGCAUUACUACCCUAUGAAACAUGAAGAAGUUACUCAAAGCCAUGGCAUGGCUUAAAAGAUCAGAUGUCUAAUUGUACCCACGGCUGGUUUGUUGUUUUCCUCAUGAACCUUGGCUCCAGCAAUGUAUUUUCUCAUCUUUGGAAGUACAAUGAGUAAAAACAGUAAAAACUGACCUUCUGUUCAGUAAUAAAUUUUAGCUUUUAAAAAAUACCUCUUGUUCAGUCAUGGGGUCUAAAUUACAGUCAACUCUGUUGGAUGACUUCAGGUCCUCCUCAGGGAAGGUGAGCUAAUGUUAAUGCUAUGAGUAAAGGUAAUCUUGCAACUCUUCUAAGAGUUAUAUUACUGCACUUCUUAUUAAAAACAAAACAACAACAACAAGAAAACAAUAAUAAUAAUUGCUAAUAUUUCUAAUCCUUAAACUCUAUUCUGCAUAUUUUCCGUAACAUGGUCUAAUGAAAUCAUAUGAAGGAACAAAGUUUGUAGGAUUAAGCCAAUUCUUAAUAAGCACAUUUGCUUUUACUUUAAGAUUAGCUAAAAUACACAUUACUAUGCAUCUUGCUCUUUUAAUUUCUUGAAUGAUUGCCAGUAUAAGAAGUGCUAUACAUUUUUCACUUAACUACCGAAAAGAAACCCUUCAUGGAAAAGUUACAUUACUGAGAUGUUAGAAUAAUUUGGUUAUAUGAGCGACUCUUAUUCUGAGUUAGUUAAUAAACAUUUGAUGAGGGUCUGUAGGAAGGAGGAAAGAUAGUACAAACUGUAAUGCCACAGAAACCAAGUGGGGUUUUUGAUCUCAUUCCACCUCCCUUAGAGAGCUUGCAUACAAAAAGGAGGGAGAAGUCCAUGCAAUGCAGACACAUUAUCCUUUUUGGGCUAUCCAGAGAGGGAAAUACUCUUUGUUCCUCUCCUCUGCCCCUCUCUAGGACUUGAAGAAUCAUUUCUUUAUAUAGACCUAGCCUUUUAGCCAUUAAACCUGUCUGAUAGAAAACUCAGGAUUUUGGUUGUAUGGAAUUGACUUAUCUAUAAAAUACAAAGCACCAGAACACCAGAAAGCAAAUGCAAUGUGAAUGUUAGCUAUCUCAAAGUGUGAAGAACAGUCUGUUAGAAAUAUCUUCCAUGAAUAACUAAUUAUUAUGCAGAAGAAUAUCCUUACUCUCACAUAAUGUGUAGUAGUCAACUUCUCUUUGUAAGAAAAGAAACUUGAUCUUAGGCUUGAAAUUGAAACAUUUUCAAACUACAAUAUGCUGUAAAAAGUUUUUUUGAAGUCACAUAAUAAACUAUGUUGGUAUUUGCUCAGAUCCUUUAAAUAGCACUAAGGGACAGAGAUAAACUGCUGUUUUCAUUUGCACAGAAGUCAUGUGGCCUACUGUACGUCUGAUAAAUAACCACCAUUAAAGUUCUCACAGUGUGGUACUGUACAAGUGUGAUCCGAAGACUUAACAUGAAAGGUUUCUUCUUUUCUUUCCCUUUUGUUUGUUUAAACAACCAGCAUUACUGCCAAGACACUAACCGUGGUCCAUAUUUGUAUCAGGUUUUUAACAUGACAUAGCAGGUUUGAUUGACAAGAUUUUUAGGUCCUGUAUCAUUAAGACUUUAGUAUGAUAUUUUUCAUGUUUCUAAUGCUUGAGGCUUUACUGCUUAACUUGACAAAAAAAAAAAAAAAAAAAAAAAACACAACAACAAAAAAACAAGUGUUGCUGCCAUUUGUAAUUUUUCCUAUAAUAUUCCUUUUACUAACUUAAAAACUGGCCUUACUGGGUUCAAAUAGGCAGUAUCCCUUUUAAGUGACCUUUGCAACCCAAGUGUUACUUGCUGCAGUUGAGAGUUUUUUGGUAUCACUGAAGAGACAUUAAGAACUUUUUUUCCCAUCAACAUGUAAGCUCAGAAAGUGUGCUUAGUAUCUCUUAAUUUCAAAAUACAACCUCAGUCUCACUGGUCCUAAAAAUUCAGACACUAGUACACUGGUUAUAAGAGGUAUAUUAAUGCCUACAAAGCACUGCAGUGCUCUCUGAUGGUUUUUAGAAUGUCGACUGAAGGUGAAAUCUUAAUCACUCUUUAGGUGAAAUUUUACCCUAGCUUCAUCAACAUCUAAGCCUUUUAAAACGGCCAGAUUUUUUUUUCUUCCAUACCAAGAUGUUAAUAUUGUUAAUAAUCAUUGUACACUACUGUAAAAAGAUUAAAACAAAGUGUCUGAAAACAAUUCAAGAGUUUUGAAAAGUUAGCCUAACCUUCCUAGCUACUUGCAUCUGUACUGUUUAUGGUUUAAAAGAAAAAUACCAUCUUGAAGAAAUAAUUUCACUGAAGCUAAAAGAGUACUGUUGUUCAGAUGCCAUGAAAAUGCGAUUGUGAUCUGACAAAGCUGUCUUCUCUUCUUGUGUUGUAUGGAAUGUCUGGAUCAUGCUUUCUGGGAUAUUUUUAUUGAAAUGCUCAGUGUGCGUUUCUGCAAAAAAGGCUUGCUUGCUCUUACAAGGCAAAGCAAGUCUUUCUCCCUUUUAUUGUGUUCUCUUGACACUUUUGUGGAACUUGACAAGCCUGGAAAAAGAAAUUUUUGUAAAAAUUUGUACAAUAAUGUUAUAAAAAGUUUAUAAUCCUAGAACUGUUGUGUUAAUUCUUGUGCAAAAACAGUAUAUUCAGAAUAAAAAUUUAUCAUUUA
Messenger RNA from Centrocercus urophasianus (Greater sage-grouse), 8073 nucleotides. It is a transcript of the gene CACNA2D1, whose product is annotated as calcium voltage-gated channel auxiliary subunit alpha2delta 1. Gene Ontology annotation, molecular function: voltage-gated calcium channel activity. The record is from RefSeq and is a predicted model, not a curated record. Gene Ontology annotation, cellular component: L-type voltage-gated calcium channel complex. The transcript is spliced from 38 exons. The coding region runs from base 426 to 3659 and encodes 1077 amino acids. NCBI's taxonomy places the organism in Eukaryota, Metazoa, Chordata, Aves, Galliformes, Phasianidae.